Molecule: messenger RNA, 771 nt
Organism: Saccostrea cuccullata (small rock oyster)
Lineage: Eukaryota; Metazoa; Mollusca; Bivalvia; Ostreida; Ostreidae
Product: GTPase IMAP family member 7-like
Exons: 1
Coding region: 1-771 (256 amino acids)
Molecular function (GO): GTP binding
Source: RefSeq, a predicted model, not a curated record
AUGGCUGCACCAGGACCACAUGCAUUUAUUCUUGUACUUAAUAUUUCACGUUUCACAAAAGAGGAUGAGACAACAGCUUUACUCUUGUUUAAAUUGUUUGAAAAUGCUGUUUUUGAACAUUUUAUUGUUCUUUUUACCCGACUUGAUGAUCUAGAAUAUGACGGAAAAACACUUGAAGAAUAUCUUCAGUCUAUUCCUAAAAAUCUCAAAUCUGUUUUAGGAAAAUGCGGAGAUAGAUAUAUUGCUUUCAAUAAUAGAUGUACAGAAGAGAAAAACGAUCAACAAGUUAAACAGUUAUUAGACAUAAUUGAUAAAAAUCUGUCAAGAACAGAAAAUAAGUAUUACACUGACGAUAUGUUCAAUGAAACAGAGAGAUUAUUAAAAGAGAUAGAAAUUGAACAAAUCUUAGAGCCGGAACUUAAUUUUGAAAAAAUCACUGAAAAAUACAGAGAUUUAGAUACAAAUAUUAGGUCUCAAAAUAAUGAACUUGAAAAAAAUUGUCAAAUAGCAAAACACCAUAUCGCAGAAUUUGACAAAAAAAUUAAAAUACUAAAGCGAGAUAUGAGCACAGAACUUAAAAAAAUGGAAGAUGCGGAGAAAAAAAGCAAUGAAUCACGACGAGAAAAUUUAUUCCAGAUUGUCAAAAACAGUGGAACUAAGGUGGCAAGAAUACUGCUGGAAAAAUCUGAUCAUCUCAGAACACGUCUUUUCAAUUUUUUUAAGCCACAGGAUUCCCCAAACGUUGCAGUUAGACGCGAAACACAAUUAUAA